Fusarium redolens is the source of this 422-nucleotide messenger RNA. RefSeq lists its product as uncharacterized. The transcript has a single exon. The record is from RefSeq and is a predicted model, not a curated record. The coding region runs from base 207 to 377 and encodes 56 amino acids. NCBI's taxonomy places the organism in Eukaryota, Fungi, Ascomycota, Sordariomycetes, Hypocreales, Nectriaceae.
CACCUCUUCCGCCAGUUUGUCAAUAUCCUAAGCAUCAAAUCCUAUCUUGAAAAUGACGCUGUGCCAACGGACGUUGCUCCCGUCACUAUCCUGGAGAGAGUAUCGGUGUUUACUUAAGAAAUAGAGGUAUACCAGUACGCCGGGAUCACCUGAAGACAGCGGUUGGCUUGAAUUCUUCAGAGUUCCAACUUCACAUCGCUCGUUCUAUGUUUAUGUUUAAUGCGCAAGUCUGCAACAGAACUCACACCAAGGGCGGAGGCAAGGCGCCCGUCGUGCCCACGAAGCUACAGGAGAAGCUUCCUGUGAGCGUUGAGCGUGCGGUCUCUAACGCCAUUCACAGCACCGAUGACACUGGUGGCCUGCACCGAAAGCAGUAAAUGGUUGCUUAGGAUUGGUAAUGAGAUUGAAAGUCUUAGAAUUUC